UCCAGGUCAGCAGACCUUCCUUCCCUUGCACUGGUCCUGGUUACAACUAUGUGCUUUCUGUCUCCUGCAGCCCCCUGGGCCAGCAUCCUGAUACCACUCAUUUUCGUCAGUUGCUGUGUCCAGACCCCCUCUGUGAUGUGUGUAACACUACAACAGCUAAGGUCAGUCGAAUGCUUUCUCAGGCAUCCCUGGAAGAUGCUGCUCAUACUGUGACCUGCUUGACUUCCACAGAUUCUGAGUCAUCAAGCACACAGAACUUUGCCACCUCAGCAGUCCCUCCAGGACCCCUGCUUGCAGCCCCAGUGCCUGUGCCUUCUCCACCUCCACCCUCUGUUCUCCCACCUCACCUGGUCACCUCUUUAGUGGACUCACCAUCACCUGUGCCACUGGGUGACUCUCAGCCAGCAGAGCCUAUUCCUCCCUUAGAUUCCCAAUCCCCGGUGGAUCAUUUUCCACCAGAGCCACUUGCCUUUCCCCCUUCCUUUCUAUGUCACACUCAGCAAGCAAAAUUGGAUCUUCAGCCAGAAAGCACUUCCUCAGUUCAUGAGAGCCCUGGUGGGUUCUCCACUAACAACCUUCAGGGAGACACUGAAGCUUACGCUGCAGAGCCUGGAAACCUCAAGUUUCUCAGCCCUGACAGCUGGACCCUCCUGGAAAGACAAAUUAAAAAGAGAGGUGAUUCACUGAUAGCCAAAGGAAAGGGAAAGAGAACAGAAUCUUUUCCAAAGCAGCAACAACCAGAUUCCCCACUAGAUUUUUCAGGGAAAAGAUUAGAGUCAGCAACUGAUCUGCAAGACUCUGCAUGCCCCCUUCCUAUUUGGAGCAGUGGAGACAAACCAGAGGGGCAGCACACACAUCUGAAGCCACCAGAUCCCAAGACCUUGGAUGAUCACUUAGAGCAAAAAUAUAGCCAGUUCUUCUGGGGUCUUCCAUCUCUCCACAGUGAGUCACUGAACUCCAUUGUGCCUGCCUCGGGUGACUGUUCUGCAAUCUUUAUUUGCUUUAAUACAAUCUCCAGAACCACCUCAGUCCAUGAAUCUCUAGCCUCCAUGCAUCCUUCAUCUCUAUCCUUGUCUGAAACCCAACCUCAAACUCUGCCCCAAUCUCUGCCCCAGUCUCAUUCCUCUAGUCCCCUUAUUGUGCAGAUCCAGGCCCAGCUCCAGUCCCCACCUUUACCUCUCCUGCCUUCUCCUCGGUGCCAGCCUCGGAGAUGUGGAGUGUUUUUUCAUGGCACUCAGGGGGAGAUACAGUCUCUUACACCAGCUGAAAUGCAGCACUUGGAAGGUAAUAUACUACAGAAAAUACAGGAAAGAGUGUGGGGUGUGCCCACUGUGGUCCGGAGAUCGCUGGAAGACUUCUGUCCUCCAGCUCCGAGGCUUCCACUGAUUAGCCAGGCCUCCAAGCCUCGUGUGUCAGUUUCCAUCUUACUUGGAGAUUUCCCCUGCCACGGUGAGCUGCGGAAGAAACUAGAGCACCACCUUCGGAAGAGGCUCAUUCAGCGCCGUUGGGGCCUGCCCCGAAGAGUCCAUGAGUCACUGUCAAUGAUGCAGCCUUGGAGCGAGGACCCUCAGACUUCCAAAUCAAAGGGAAAUUAUGGGCUUUCUUGGAUCUGUUUAUAUAAGGGUCAAAGCAGCAAGGACCUGAGUCAGUCUGGGCUUGUCAAUGAGAGGAGUUCGGAAAUACUGCCUUUAGAGGAGGGAGUGGAGAAGAACCAGGGGCAGAGUCCAGUGAUUGAAGCCCAAAACCUGUUGAGUGGCCAGGACAGGAUUACAGAUAGUGCUCAGGGCUCUGACUCAGAGAAAGCCCUGGAAAGCCAAGUGGUGGAAAAUCCAGAGGCCUCAGAUGUGAGUGUACACCAAAAACAACUUGAGGAAACCCUGAAAGUACACUUAAGUAAGAAAUUUGUGGAAAUUCAUGAGGGCCAGCUCCCUGAUGCCGUGAAUAAAUCAUGGCAUUCUAUCAAUCUGAACCUCCCCUUUCCUGAGAGGUCCUCCAGCCAAAUAAAAAGAAGAGAUGGAACACCACUGGAGGAUAAGGGCAGCUCCCUGGACGGGUCUCAGGGUAUUCCCUUCCUUAGUUCUAGCACACAAAAGAUGAUGGAAGACCAUAUUACAACUUUUCAGAGGAGAAUGGCAUGGGGUCUUCCCCACAAAGUCCAGGAAUCCAUAGAAAUCUCCAACAUAAAGGAGAGCCUGUCCUCGGCUCCUUCUCGUUCCCGAUCUCGCUUGUCAGACAAUCGUAUUUCUGAUGUAGACUGUAAAAAGGGGGUCUGCAAGACCCUUAGAAGAAGCUCUGAUGCUGCUCAAGCACACAAAGUGGAAACUAGCUCAGCUGUUAGUCUUCCUCCCCCUGCUGCCUCACAGGUGGCCAUGGAAGGACCGGGGGCCCUGAGUCAGUCACCCAAGACUUACACCAACCAUGAGAUUACAGAGAACAUGCAGACGGGGCAGAAUGGCACACAGGGCUCUCUGCUCCCCACACACAGCACCCCAGACACAGUGGGUCAGAAGCAGACCCAACAAGAUGAGAAUUACCACCCAAAGCCACCAACAGGGCAGCCUGGGGCUGCCCCCAAUGUAAAUGAGAGAGUGAGUUCUUGCAGUGACAAAGAAAGACUGCAGAGAAAAGCAACAAUGCAGUUAGAAUAUUUGCCCAUGUGCAACAAGUCCAGGGAGAUAUUUAAAGCAAAGGAGCUCCGUGUUCUUCAGUCACAGACUAGCAAGAUCUCGAAUAGCAAAUCAGUGGUCAACAUAAGGAGAGAUGUGAAUACAAGUAAAUCAGGAUCUUCCCUGGCCGCUAAAAGGCUUCUACCAAGAACAGCAGCUCCCCAGGACAUUAAAUCACCAAACCUUAAAACUCAGCUGCUUAAUGAGCUGAAGUUUAAAAUAGAAAACAAAAAGAAGAGCCAGCCUCAGGGCAUUCCUAGUAAUUUGCCCCUUGCCUCCAAUAACUUGAAAAGCAAGACCUUACUCCAUCAUGACCAGAGAGCCUCCCGUGGGAUCAUGGAAGUUUCCCAGGUGAUGCAUGCCCACUCGAACAUCACAAAAUUACCUGUGGAGCAGCAGCAAGAGCCCUGGAUCCCUAAGCAAAUCUUACGCAAAUACCAAGACAGGAAAUUCCUUCUAGAAGCAAACAGAGUGUGUCCAUUGCCACAUAAAACAAGAGAACUUGGUGGUGGAGAUGCAGGGCUGGAUGCAUACCAGCUCAGAAGAAGCUGCUGCCCUGACCAAGACAGGCCAUUAGUAAAGACUCAUGGCAGCAAGUCCUCCCCAGCCUUGUCACUGAGGGGACAGCCCCCUCCUGAAAAUCUCUUCAGAGACAAGAUGAAAUACUUUUUACAAUGGAUUUGUCCUACCAUGAAAAACAGAGGCCAAGAAAAUCCCCUCAGACAGGCCAGCCCCUCUUCAUCCUCAGUGCAGAGCAGGGGCCCUGUUACAAGGAGAACCAGCUUCAUUGACAACACCAAGGACCAGAAAAUUGUCACAAGCUUUGCAAAAGUCCUUCACUAGAAUUUGCAGGAAGGAUGUCUUACUCUCCCCCGCCCCCAAAUAACCCCUUCCGUGUUGAAAAUAUGGAUGGCCCCCAA
Molecule: messenger RNA, 3586 nt
Organism: Cavia porcellus (domestic guinea pig)
Lineage: Eukaryota; Metazoa; Chordata; Mammalia; Rodentia; Caviidae
Product: spermatogenesis-associated protein 31D1-like
Exons: 1
Coding region: 171-3509 (1112 amino acids)
Source: RefSeq, a predicted model, not a curated record